AUGGCUGUCGCCCUGAGCACCAUCCUCUACGGCCUGCUCACGCUCGUCCUCAUUAGCGUGAUCGCGCACACCGCCCAACAAAUCCUGCUGCCCAAUCGCUCGCGACCACCCACGGUUUUCUCCCUCUUCCCUUUGAUCGGCAGUACAGUCUCCUACGGCGCCGAUCCAUAUGCGUUUUUCUUCGCUUGCCGCGCCAAGUAUGGCGACAUUUUCACCUUCACGCUUCUUGGCAUGAAAGUCACGGUCUACCUUGGCGCUGAUGGCAACAAUUUUAUCCUCAAUGGGAAGCAUCGCGAUUUGAAUGCGGAGGAAGUGUACGGGCCGUUGACUAUUCCCGUGUUCGGCAAGGGUGUGGUGUAUGAUGUGCCGAAUGAGCGGUUUAUGGAACAGAAGAAGUUUCUGAAGGAGGGUUUCACGGGUGGGAGAAUGCGGAAGAUGGUGCCUCUGUUCGUGAAGGAGACGGAGCUGUUUCUUGAGUCUAGUCCCGAGUUCAGAGGUAAGACGGAUGGUGGUGCGAUCGACAUCUCGUCGGUGCUUUCGGAGAUUUCCCUGUACGCGGCAUCGGGCAGUCUGCAAGGAAAGGAGGUGCGCGCAUUGUUCGAUUCAAGCUUCGCGACCGUAUACAGGCAUCUCGACGACGGAUUUGCGCCCGUCAACUUCAUGCUGCCUGGACUACCGAUACCCAUCAACUGGAGGCGAGAUCGUGCGCAAAAGACCAUGCAGCAGUUCUAUCUGGAUAUCAUUCGUAAACGGCGGGAGCAGGAGACAGAGCAGGAGAAUGCCACCAAACCAGAACACGACGAAGAGAAAGCAGACAUGAUCUCCGCCUUGCUCCACGCGACCUACAAGGAUGGAACGCCGUUGUCCGACCCAGAACUUGCAAACCUGAUGAUCGCCCUCCUCAUGGGCGGCCAGCACAACACCGCCGCGUCAGGCACAUGGAUCAUGCUGCACCUCGCGCACCAACCACAGCUCAUCGAAGAGCUCUACGCUGAACAGGCCGCCGUACUGGGCCCUGACCGAGUGCUCACAUUCGAUGCCAUUCCCAACCUGAAACUGCACAACAACGUCAUCAAAGAGACCCUCCGUCUGCACAGUCCGAUUCACAGCAUUAUGCGCAAGGUGAAACGCGACAUGCCCGUUCCCGGCACCGACACGGUAGUACCCAAAGGCCACAUCCUUCUCUCCGCGCCCGGUGUGCCUAGUCGACAGGCUGAGUUCUUCCCUGAUCCGCUGAAGUGGGAUCCGAGGAGGUGGGAUGACCCAACAAUGCUAGAGCGUAUCAAUGCUGCUGCUGCCAGUGGUGGAGCGAGCGGAGAAGGCGGGGUUGCAUCAUCGCCAUACCUGCCCUUCGGUGCCGGACGACAUCGGUGUGUGGGCGAGACGUUCGCGUACGCGCAGCUGUUGGGGAUUGUGGCGACGUUGGUGCGGCGAGUGAAGUGGGAGCAGGUCGAUCCUGAUGCGGAUGUGCCGAAGACGGAUUACAGCAGUAUGUUCAGUCGGCCUGUGCACCCGGCUAGAGUGAUGUGGUCCUGGCGGGAGACGUGA
Messenger RNA from Cyphellophora attinorum, 1548 nucleotides. Its product is annotated as Eburicol 14-alpha-demethylase. The transcript has a single exon. The coding region runs from base 1 to 1548 and encodes 515 amino acids. Gene Ontology annotation, molecular function: heme binding; monooxygenase activity; oxidoreductase activity, acting on paired donors, with incorporation or reduction of molecular oxygen. The record is from RefSeq and is a predicted model, not a curated record. NCBI's taxonomy places the organism in Eukaryota, Fungi, Ascomycota, Eurotiomycetes, Chaetothyriales, Cyphellophoraceae. Gene Ontology annotation, biological process: ergosterol biosynthetic process.